Messenger RNA from Hyaloscypha bicolor E, 1221 nucleotides. RefSeq names its product protein phosphatase methylesterase. Lineage: Eukaryota; Fungi; Ascomycota; Leotiomycetes; Helotiales; Hyaloscyphaceae. Gene Ontology annotation, biological process: protein demethylation. The coding region runs from base 1 to 1221 and encodes 406 amino acids. Gene Ontology annotation, molecular function: protein methylesterase activity. The record is from RefSeq and is a predicted model, not a curated record. The transcript is spliced from 3 exons.
AUGAGCGACCUCCAAAGAGCUUUCGCCAAAUCCAGGCUGACAGGGCUCCCUGCCAUGCCUCCAGUCAUGUUUGAUGAGGCAGAGGAAGAGGAACAGGCAGACCACUUCGAUCUUGAGCUGCAACAACAAGACGAUGACUCCUCUUCUGCUUCCUCGGCAUCGUCUGCUUCUUCCACGGGCACCAUUAUCCCAUCUCAGAACCAGAAAUUGUUUGCUCGACCCCAGGGGUCCCCGAAUAAACGGACUCUGGAUCAAAUUCCUUGGACGACAUAUUUCGAGCGCGAACUUUUCCUCGAGUCCACUUCCGAGUCCAUUACGAUAACUCAUCAUGCAUAUCUCACCUCUCCAGUGGGCACAGCGCCAUUAUUCGUUACACAUCAUGGGGCCGGCUCUUCUGGUCUAUCCUUUGCAGCCUUGACUGCAGAGAUCCGGAAAAGGCUUCCUUCUGCUGGUAUCCUGUCCCUCGAUGCACGCGGCCACGGCUCUACACAAGUCAUCCCGGAACAAGCUAUACUAGAUCUCAGUCUAGAAACGCUGGGCGCGGAUCUACUGUCAGUUAUAGACAAGACCAAGUCAAAAAUGGGCUGGAAGGAAUUACCACCAAUGAUCCUAAUCGGUCAUUCCCUUGGAGGCGCUGUCGUGACAGACGUUGCCAAAGGCGGCAAGCUUGGAAUUGCAGUGCUAGGUUAUGCAGUACUUGACGUUGUUGAAGGAUCAGCCAUUGAUGCACUGCAAAGCAUGCAGACCUACUUGUCGACCCGUCCGGUGGGCUUCCCAUCAAUGGAAUCUGGCAUAGAAUGGCACAUUCGAUCAAGGACUAUUCGGAACUCUAUCUCGGCCCGGACAAGUGUGCCUGCAUUAUUAAGACGUGACGAGGAAAUGAGAAGUUCGAGGCAAUGGACAUGGCGAACAGAUCUCGCAGCAACACAGCCAUUUUGGGAAGGUUGGUUUGUUGGCCUCAGCAAGAAGUUUCUCGAGGCUAGAGGGGGGAAACUACUGCUACUCGCUGGAACGGACCGACUGGACAAAGAACUAACAAUUGGCCAAAUGCAAGGCAAAUAUGCAUUACAAGUAUUUCCGGAAGCUGGUCACUUUAUUCAUGAGGACCUCCCCGAGAAGACCGCAAUGGUUAUCGUGGAUUUCUAUAAGCGGAACGACCGGAGCGCAUUGGUGUUGCCGCCAAAAGUAUCAGAUAUGCUUCGAACUGGUAAGAAGGUGUAG